AUGAGUGCUACAGCGCAGCAAAAGUCCCUCGUCAGGGAGAGUUUAUUUCAUUUUAUCACUAAACAUGCCCCGCAUGCCGACCUAAAUGUAAUUGACGAUGUAAUUCUGGUGUAUGUGAUUUCAAUCUUACAAGAGGCUUCAAAGGACCCCUGCUUCGAUGUUGAAGGGUUCAUUGAAAUGAUGGCAGCUUAUGUUCCGGAGUUCGCUACCAUCGACGCAGGUAUGGUGUGCGCAUGGGUCCUUGAUUUAGAAGCGGAGUUACGUGUCAGCAGCGACGAAACGAAGUCGCUUUCCAGUAAUGAUGAUUCUGUUGACGACAAGAUCAGCCUAACUCUUCAGAGUUUGAGCGAGAUGCUGCCCGCAGCCAAUACUACCAAGAAUAAUAGAUCUCACUCGAACUCGGAGAGUUCGGAGAGCGCUGAGGGAACCCGCCGCCCUCUGCUCAGCGAAAGUGACGAGCACGCUGAUCUGUGUCGCUUGCUGCAUGAGAUGUUCCCCAACUCUUGUGUUAUGGAGAUCAAGCACUGCGUGUCCAUCGCCCACGGAGACGUGGAGCGCGCGGCCGCGACGCUCCUCCACCGCCGCGAGCAGGGCCAGUCGCUGUCUCCCGCCGCCCUGCACAACGCCAUCCGCACUCCGCUCAUCGACGACAACGAGCUCAAGACCAGGAUCAUUGAGCGUUACUCAUACGUGGAUAAGAAUGCAGAAACCAAAGAACACAAGCCGCUCGCCCCGAAGAUCGAGCCGAAGAAGAUGGUUCGUUACCGGGACAAUAAGAUUGUGUCCCUCAAGGGCGAGAGGUACACUGAGGUACCGAAAUCCGGUAUCGACGAGGAACACUUGAAGAAGCCGAAGAAGCAGCAUUGCCCUUAA
Messenger RNA from Arctia plantaginis, 873 nucleotides. The record is from the annotation of a GenBank genome assembly. Lineage: Eukaryota; Metazoa; Arthropoda; Insecta; Lepidoptera; Erebidae.